This is a messenger RNA of Echinostoma caproni, 2487 nucleotides long. Lineage: Eukaryota; Metazoa; Platyhelminthes; Trematoda; Plagiorchiida; Echinostomatidae. The record is from the annotation of a GenBank genome assembly.
UUGGACUAUUUGAAACGUCGGGAAGUGUUCCUGUACAAAAUGAUGAAUGAUCCCAGUCACAAGGCCAUGCUCUAUUUCCUCGAAGUGUUGAUGAACUCCGAUAGUCCGGUUACCGUGGAUCAAUUGGCUGCUCGAUUCUCACACAAAUCGUUCAGUCAGGAAAUGCGUGAGGCCUGUGGAGGAGGUAGUGCCGAGGGUCUACGCGAGUUUCUUCAGCGCUUUCCCUCACUGUUCAAUGUGCGUGAGAAUGGUCAAGUCACCUCGGUCUCGAUCGAGUUGCCCGGAUUGGAUACGCUACCGGACGGAAUGAGUGAGUUGGAUUUGUGUCUCGGAUCGACCAACCAUUGCUCAUCCGUUUCCGGUGAGAGCAACUACUCGACGAAUCAGUCCACAGCAAACGCCGAGCCGUCGUUGUUCAGUGUGAGCAAAUCGUCUAAAUCGACCAACGGUCAGCGUGGAGCUAAAACUCGCCUUAAUGGAACCAAUGCGGGUGAUGUGGCUAAAACCAAGAGUACAAGUUCGCUCUCGUUGGCCUCCUCUCCAUCAAAUCACUCAUCCCAGAGCUCUUCCGGUUCCAUGUCUUCGUUCACCGGCCAAAACGGGCUUGAUCCAAAUCGACGAGCCGACGAUGGGCACGGCGGGAACGAGAAAAAUAGAUCAAACGGUAUAGCGCCGACAAAUAUUUGCCGUCGUGUUUCCAACCCAACAAUGUGUGGAUGGAACAAGAACACAGCUGUAUACCAACCACCUCCGUUGAGAGAACAAGCCCGGUUGGCAGCAGCUGCAAAUACAACUUGUGAACUCUGCCGAUCGAAACUCCAAUUGUGCUCAAAUACCGAUGCGGCCACGCUGCCUGUGGCAUCGCGGUCUACAUGUGUGCAUUGUCCUCUACUCGAUCUGACAUGUCAUCAUCACUGUCCGGCUUCACAUCAUCAUGUGCAAACACACUGUUUAUGUACCACCACGAGAUUGACCCCGACCACACACUGUCAUCACUGUCAUCCAGUUCACCCAUCAAGCGGUAGCAUUAGAUCGAAUCUGAUGCCCACCACCUAUUGUGCUCUCCCACCCAUGGAAAAACUUCUGCUCGAAACUGAAGCGGUUCGAUUUUUCCAGCAACGUCUGCUCAAACGAGAAGAACGAUGGGUGCCGAUAAAAAGCUUGGCCGGUCACUUAUCACAAGCCACCCCGGAAGUACGUGCUGUUGUAGGUCCGCAGUUAGAAUUCCGACAUUUUCUGCUCAAGCAUCCACACGUGUUCGAAGUCCAAGGCGAGUUGGUUAGUGUUAGAGAUCCAUUUAGCAAUCUUCCCACGCAGCGUCGUACACGUGAUCGGUUUUCAUGUUCAAACUCUACCGGAAAUUCCAAUGUGAUUCAUACGAGUUUCUCAUCUAACAAUCUGCUCUCUUCAAGCCUUAAUGGCGGUAAUGGUGGUGGCGGUGGUGGAUUUGGGAAAUCUGCCGGUGGGUCUGAGCGAGCCCAAAGACCAAAAUCCUUAAUUUUAACUACACCACAGCAAUUGGGAGCUUUGUCAUUCGCAACGAACCUUAACGGGAACAAUCGACGUCAACAGGAACAUCGUCGUUCGACCCACUUUGCCGAGAAUUUCGUCACAGCCUCAUAUCCGGCUUCAGGCGGUGCAAGUCGUUCCGGAAGCACAAGUUCCGCCCCAACCACACCCACAGGGUCAAAUCCAACGUUGACCUCAAGUCAACGUGCUGUGGCUUUCAAACCAAUCAAUCGUAGAGAAACGAUUGCGGACGGAUAUUUGACACAAUCAUUGCUCAGUGCAGCCACCGGGGUCACUUCAUCUACUGAUGCAGAACCGUUAACGAACUUCAGCUCUACCAUGCCCAGCUUGUCCACAGCCAACAGUAUUAGCAUAAGUAUGUCAGCAAACGAGUAUCGAGCAAUUAUGUUUCUACGAAAAGUGCUAGAGAAGCGAGGUGGUGCACCGGGUCAAUUGGGUCUUCAACUGACGGAACUAAUGCAGUUUCUAUCGACCAAAGCCCCCGAGAGUGUGCAAUCUACCAUUGGUUGGACAAAAAUCGAACUGGAAGAGUUCGUGUGUCAGCACAAUCUCUUUUUCGACGUACGCCGAGGACCGGUGCCUAAAGCGGCGAAUCAAACAGCAGGCAAUGCAACAAGCACUACCAAUAUCACGAAUAACAACAACAAUGUCUCAAAAUCAACGAGCGGUCCAAACCAGUCAUUAUCGAAUUCCUCCGAACCACUGAUUCUAGUGACAAAUAAACGUCUGGAACGUAUGAUCAAUAUCGUGAUUACUGGCACGAAACCCGUUGAAGAAAAUGCUAGAACAUUGACAAAUCGGUGCGGUCGCAUCUUCCACGUGGCCAAAUUAUGGGGAAUUAUCGAUCUGGGUCGGCAUGAACACGUGUUCUUUGACAAAUCCAUUUUUAAGCACGUGGAUGAUCUACAAAAACACUUCCAAGUAAGUCUCCUCCAAUAUUUGAUCUGUUUCGUUUGA